UCACCAAGACGACCGUCACGGUCAUGACCGGUCAGACGUCCAGCAAGUUAGCAGACUGGUUCACCUGGUCCGUCUCAGGCAACCUCUCCGCCAUCGUCGUAACGCUCCUCAUCGCCCUCAUCCUCCCGGUCCUGAUCCACUCAUAUCUCUACCGACAAGCCGUCUCACGAGAAGCACCAAGUAUCCUCCUCGUCGGACCCAGCGGAUCAGGAAAGACAAGUCUCUUCACACUCUUCGCAACCUCCACCACCCCCACAACCCACACCUCCCAAUCCCCCCUCACCGCCAACUGCACGCUCCCCUCCCACAUCCGCUCCUCCUCCUCUCAAUUCCGCUCCGAAAACGACUCCUCCGACCGACCCACCUUCACCCUAACCGACACCCCCGGCCACGGAAAACUCCGCCACCACGCCUUCACCCUCCUCACAGCAACCCCUCAACCCAAAAACAUAAUCUUCACCGUCGACUCCGCCGCUCUAAGUUCCCCCUCUGGCCUCACCGAAGCCGCAGAAUAUCUACACGAUGUAUUACUACUCCUACAAAAACGCGCCAACUCGAGGAAAGGAAGCAAAGGCCCGGAAGAAGUGAGGGUGCUGGUGGCGGCGAAUAAACAGGAUGUGUUUACGAGUUUGCCGGAGGCGGUGGUGCGGGUGAAACUGGAAGAGGAGAUUGCACGGGUGAGAGGGGGAAGGAGUAGUGGGGUGGUGAAGGCAGGUGGGGAGGAGGGAGGGGCGGAGGAUGAAGAGGGGAAUUGGUUGGGGGAGUUUGGGAGGGAGGGGUUUGGGUUUGGGGAGGUGGAGGAGAGUGGGGUGUUGGUGAAGGUUGUGGGGGGGAAUGUUAGGGAGGGGGAGGGGGAGGGGAAGGUGGAGGGGUGGUGGGAGUGGGUUGGGGAGGGGUUGUGA
Messenger RNA from Zymoseptoria tritici IPO323, 902 nucleotides. Its product is annotated as signal recognition particle receptor beta subunit. The record is from RefSeq and is a predicted model, not a curated record. The transcript has 2 exons. The coding region runs from base 24 to 902 and encodes 292 amino acids. Lineage: Eukaryota; Fungi; Ascomycota; Dothideomycetes; Mycosphaerellales; Mycosphaerellaceae. Gene Ontology annotation, molecular function: ATP hydrolysis activity.